Triticum turgidum subsp. durum (durum wheat) is the source of this 588-nucleotide messenger RNA. Lineage: Eukaryota; Viridiplantae; Streptophyta; Magnoliopsida; Poales; Poaceae. The record is from the annotation of a GenBank genome assembly.
AUGGGCGCUGGUCUUCGGGUAUCUCCAACAUUGAGUGGUGAUGCUUUUGUUAGAUUUCAUGUUGCUUGGUACGAUGGGUAUUCAAAGAAGUCAUGCGUUGACUUCAGCUGUCCUGGAUAUGUUCAAGUCCACCACAACGUUGGUCCUGGAUCAAGAAUACAACCAUCCUCUGUCUAUGGUGGAGUACAGAAAGUAGUAGACAUUCAAAUAUUCAAGGAGCCGACAUCAGGCCAUUGGUGGGUGAGUGUCAAUAAAAUGCCAAUUGGAUAUUGGCCGGGCGGAUUAUUCAAAUUCAUUAGAUACAAGGGUGGUUUUGCGUUCUGGGGCGGGCAGGUUGAGGGGCCGACUGCCGCAUCAAACUCUCCGGAGAUGGGUAGCGGGCAUUUUGCUUUGGAAGGAUUCGGAAAAGCGGCGUUCAUGGAAGGCAUCGAGAUUGCCGAUAAUAAGGGCUGGUUUGUGACCCCGGAUAAAUCCCGAGUGAAGCAUGGGUCGAGCGAUCGGUCCAAAUACACCGCCGAUGGAUUUGAAGUUAGAAAGGAUUUAGGUAUGCUUUUCUUCUAUGGUGGACCAGGGUCCAAGAGGGCCUGA